GAAAGUCGUGCGCCUGCGCACUAAGCAUCCCGUUCGGUCUGGAGUCUGAGGGAAGAAGGUCCUUCCCCGCGGAGCUCGCAAUCCGCGCUCGCCGAGGGAUCCCAUUCAUUCUCUUCCUCCGCCCGGCGCUCGUGAGCCGUGUCGUAUCAGUUCUCCACCAACUUGCGUGGGGCCUUGGACAAGCCUCCUGGCGCUCCCUUUCAGCAAUCAAACGAUCUCCUCCUCCGACCCUCUUCCUCAGGUCGAACCGCUCUCCCCACUAAGGCCUCUCCCCCCGCAUUCGCUGCCUCUGCAGUUCCCACCGUCUCCCUUGCCCCUGACGGCGGCUGCCGGGGAGACUCCUCUGUUAGGCACAUUUCCCUUCGGCCCCCUGCCGGUGUUUCUGGGAGGUGAAAGUGGAGCCCAUGGAAUCCUUAGAAAUGGCUCACGGUUUUCCUUCCUUUGGGGAUUUGGACAUACGUAUGCCGAGUUUCACAGCUGCUUUGCUCCCCCUGUGGACAUGACCCCUUAGCUGGCGUUUUGCGCCGCAGUCGCUUUGCGAUGGAGGCUUCUUUAGGGAUUCAGAUGCAGGAGCCAACGGCUUUUUCUCCUCGCGGCCGGUUUCUGGCGGAUGGCUCAUUAAAACAUGAGCAGAAUUUUAAACUACCAGGUGUUAAGAAAGAUAUUCAGAAGCUUUACGAAGCUGUACCACAGCUUGGUAAUGUGUUUAAGAUUAAGGACAAAAUUGGAGAAGGCACUUUCAGCUCUGUGUAUUUGGCCACAACACAGUUAAAAGUGGGACCUGAAGAGAAAAUUGCUCUGAAACACCUAAUUCCAACAAGUCAUCCUGUAAGAAUUGCAGCUGAGCUUCAGUGCCUAACAGUGGCUGGGGGGCAAGACAAUGUCAUGGGAGUUAAAUACUGCUUUAGGAAAAAUGAUCAUGUGGUUAUUGCUAUGCCAUAUCUGGAACAUGAGUCCUUUUUGGACAUUUUGAAUUCUCUUUCUUUUCAAGAAGUACGGGAAUAUAUGUUUAAUCUGUUCAAAGCUUUGAAACGCAUUCAUCAGUUUGGUAUUGUUCACCGUGAUGUUAAGCCCAGCAAUUUUUUAUAUAAUAGGCGCUUGAAAAAGUAUGCCUUGGUAGACUUUGGUUUGGCCCAAGGAACCCACGAUACGAAAAUAGAGCUUCUCAAAUUUGUCCAGUCUGAAGCUCAGCAGGAAAGCUGUUCACAAAAUAAAUCCUAUGUAAUCACCGGAAACAAAAUUUCAUUGAGCGGCCCAGCAGCACCUAAGGAGCUGGAUCAGCAGCCUACCACAAAAACUGCUGUUAAAAGGCCCUACACAAGUGCACAGAUUCAGAUUAAACAAGGAAAAGAUGGAAAGGAGGGAUCUGUAGGCCUUUCUGUCCAGCGCUCUGUUUUUGGAGAAAGAAAUUUCAAUAUACACAGCUCCAUUUCACAUGAGAGCCCUGCAGUGAAACUUAUGAAGCAGUCAAAGACUGUGGAUUUACUAUCUAGAAAAUUAGCAACAAAAAAGAAGGCUAUUUCUACAAAAGUUACGAAUAGUAGUGUGAUGAGGAAAACUGCCAAUUCUUGCCCAGCUAGCCUGACCUGUGACUGUUAUGCAACAGAUAAAGUUUGCAGUAUUUGCCUUUCAAGGCGGCAACAGGUUGCACCUAGGGCAGGUACACCAGGAUUCAGAGCACCAGAGGUCUUGACAAAGUGCCCCAACCAAACUACAGCAAUUGACAUGUGGUCUGCAGGUGUCAUAUUCCUUUCUUUGCUUAGUGGACGAUAUCCAUUUUAUAAAGCAAGUGAUGAUUUAACCGCUUUGGCUCAAAUUAUGACAAUUCGUGGAUCCAAGGAAACUAUCCAGGCUGCUAAAACUUUUGGCAAAUCAAUAUUGUGUAGCAAAGAAGUUCCAGCACAAGACUUGAGAAAACUCUGUGAGAAGCUCAGAGGUGUAAAUUCUAACACUCCUAAAUUAACAAGUGAUAUACAAGAGGUCACUUCUCAAGACCCAGCUUUUUCAGAGAAGAUGGACCAUAAAGGUGCUCACCUCAUACAAACACCUAAAGCACAACACUCAGGGAAUUCAUUGUGUAAAGGGGACAGUAAUGGCUGUGGGGGUAAUCUUGAUGAGUCUCCUACCAAUCUAGAAGGCUGGGAUGAGGUACCUGAUGCAGCUUACGACCUGCUUGAUAAACUCCUAGAUCUAAAUCCGGCUUCAAGAAUAACAGCAGAAGAAGCUUUGUUGCAUCCAUUUUUCAAAGAUAUGAGCUUAUGAUUAUUGUUCUUUAAAGUUUGCUGUUGUGUAUUGUGAGGUGAGGUGAAAAAGAGUUAUUUGUAAUAGCCAUAAAUUCUUGAUUGGAGACCCGGGCAGGGUGAAUAAUUUGUUUAAAAAUCUCCUGGCAGAUUCUAAAAUAUGGAUUAAGAUUACUUAAAAUGACUAGGAUAGUUCUUAGACUAACAAAAUGAUCUUUGAGUUUGAUCUACCCGAGUAGGAUCAGAUCUUUCAUUUCCCUAAUUACUUGUCACUGCCAUAUGCAGAAAUAAGAGCAGUUUUAGCCUAGUACAUAGGGGUUCAAGGUACGAGUCUUAAAAUUAAAGGUUGUGACAGGGAUUAAAUGAGUCAAAAGACUUAGUUUACUGGUUUCUUCAAACUCUCUGUACUUUUGGAAAACUCCACCUGGUGCUGGUACUCUAACCAUUCUGUAGGUAAAGAAGAUAAUUUCCUUUUCUAGAGGCAUAUAUUAUACCUUUUAUGAACACUAAAACAAUGAGAAAAUAUUGGGGGGGUAUUACUUGAAAUUGAAUUUAAUUUAUUCAUUUUUUUAAAGUAUUUUGUGAAAGCAUUUUUUGUGUGAAUUGCCAUGUUUUUCUUAAUGGUUUCUCUUGAUUUUUCUGCCUUCUCUAGCCCCACCUAACACAUUCUCCUUGGAAAUUUUAUGAUACUUUCCACAAAGUUUCUGGGUGCUUUGUUAAAUAUUGCCUGUGUUCACAGUUGAGAAAUUAAAAUAAUGUGUUCACUGGUUGAUAAAGGGAAGCUGCAGGACUAAGGUAGAUAUUGAUAGUCCAAAAUGCUUUUCUUUUUCUCUGAACAUGUAUGGUUUUUUCAUACCAUCUUAGAUAUGAUUAGGUAGCUGCUAAAAGGAAAAGUGAACACAGAAUUGAGAAUAUUAUUGGAGAUUUUUCCUCUGCCUAGAGCCAUUCUAUAUCCUGUUUUGACCAAGUUGGUCCUGCUCAGAGAAGGAUGCUUACUAGUGUCUUGGGGUAGGUUGGGAAGAGUUCUAAUGAAGUAGGCAAUGUAGAAAAGGAACUAAGAUAGAGGUUUAUAUAUUACAACAUUUCAAAAUGAUAUAUAUAUCAAUGACAGCAUAUCAAAUUUACUAUGGGAAAUAAGUCUGCGAGUGUGGGCCUGCUGAGAAGUUUCCCACUUAGUAGUCAUAGAGGUAUAAUACAGCUAAGGAAGAUACAACAUUCUUUUUGUUGUUUUGAGCACUGAAGUUAGUAUGUCUUAUCUAUACUCCGUUUGGCAAGUAUUAUAUAUAUAUAUAUAUACCAUUACCAUUGAUCUGCUAUCUUCUCAUGCUGUAAUCUUUUUUUAAAAAAACUUGAACGUUCUUGAAUUUGUAUGUUUAAUAAAGUCAUCCUUUUAUAUUUUUUAUGUCAA
Orcinus orca (killer whale) is the source of this 3648-nucleotide messenger RNA. It is a transcript of the gene CDC7, whose product is annotated as cell division cycle 7. Gene Ontology annotation, molecular function: ATP binding; protein serine/threonine kinase activity. Lineage: Eukaryota; Metazoa; Chordata; Mammalia; Artiodactyla; Delphinidae. Gene Ontology annotation, biological process: mitotic DNA damage checkpoint signaling; protein phosphorylation. Gene Ontology annotation, cellular component: nucleus. The coding region runs from base 541 to 2262 and encodes 573 amino acids. The transcript has 12 exons. The record is from RefSeq and is a predicted model, not a curated record.